Anolis sagrei ordinatus is the source of this 2271-nucleotide messenger RNA. The record is from RefSeq and is a predicted model, not a curated record. Lineage: Eukaryota; Metazoa; Chordata; Lepidosauria; Squamata; Anolidae.
CCUUUUCUUUAGUGAGAACCUUCUUAUUUACUAAGAACCUUCUCCUCCUCCUUUGGUAGAUCUCCAGGAAACCUUCUCCUUUCCUUCCAGGUGGUAAGAGCCCUUUCCUCUUUCUUUAGUGCAUCUCCAACAUGGUCAGGAGACCUGGCUUAUUGGAGAAGUUACCUUUAGGAGUCCUCCCUCUUCCUCCUUCACUCCUUCCAGGUGGUUCUAGGUAGGGGCAGAAAGGUGGGGAAAGAGCGUGGCUGAGGUUCGUAUGUGUACGAAGAGACCACCUCAGCAUUUCAGCUUCUUUAGAAAAGGGGCCUUCUGGGACUUGGAAGAUGCCUUCCGUGAUGGAAAAAUCGGGGAUCCUGUCCAGAAGCCGGGCCAAGUCAACUACCAACGGUGGUGGCAACCAGAACUCGGAAGAUGACAGCAGCGAGGAAGAGCACUCCCACGAUAGCAUGAUCCGUGUGGGAGCGGAUUAUCAAGCUGUGAUCCCAGAGUGCAAACCAGAGAGCCCAGCUCGCUACAGCAACAAGGAGUUGAAAGGGAUGCUUGUCUGGUCGCCAAAUCAUUGUGUCUCGGAUGCCAAACUGGACAAAUACAUUGCCAUGGCCAAGGAGAAGCACGGCUACAACAUAGAGCAGGCGCUGGGGAUGUUGCUGUGGCACAAACACGACGUGGAGAAGUCCCUGGCCGACUUGGCCAACUUCACACCAUUCCCAGACGAAUGGACCGUGGAGGACAAAGUCCUGUUUGAACAAGCCUUCAGCUUCCAUGGCAAGAGCUUUGCUCGGAUCCAACAGAUGCUUCCUGAUAAACUGAUCCCAAGCUUGGUGAAGUAUUACUAUUCCUGGAAGAAGACUCGGACCAGGACCAGUGUGAUGGACAGGCAAGCCCGAAAGCUCCUUAGCAAGAAAGAAAAGGAUGACAGUAAUGAUGAACUGGACGAAGGACGGCAGGCUAGUGAAGGCGAAUUUGAUGCUUUGGAUCCCAAGAAGGAGCCUACUUACCAGAAGCCGCUCAACAGCAAACCGGGGCCAGUGAAGAAGGAAGUGCAACUGUCACAGUAUCGGCACCACCCGCUCCGCGCCCGCCGGCGGCCUCCCAAGGGCAUGUACUUAAGCCAAGAGGACAUCACAGGGCUAUCUGCCAGCCCAGACAUGGCUGCUCUCACCCUGCGACACUUGGACUCUCAGCUGGUUUCCCUUAAGCGCCAGGUACAAAGCAUCAAGCAGAUCAACAGUAGCAUGAAGCAAGUGCUGGAUGGUGGAAUAGACAAAUUGCGGCCACCUGAGACAAACAUAAAGUUUAACUCACGCUGGACAACAGAUGAGCAGUUACUGGCUGUGCAAGCCAUCCGUAAAUACGGGAAAGACUUCCAGGCCAUUGCAGAGGUGAUCAGCAAUAAAACGGUGGCCCAAGUGAAGACGUUCUUUGUCAGCUACCGGCGCCGUUUCAACCUGGAAGAGGUGCUGCAGGAAUGGGAGGCCGAGCAGGAAGGAGGGGGGCUGGCUGCACCCACGCAGGGGAGCUCCCCUCCCCAGGAACACAAGAGCUCCAGCGCAUCGCUUGCAAGCAGCGAGGAAGACGACGAGGUGCAGAUCACCGCGGUGUCCCGUUCCUCGCAGCAGCAGCAGCACCAGCAGCAGCUUCCACCCCCGCCUCUGCCACCCCCGCUGCCGCUCCCAGCCUCGCCCCGCCCCCCCGUGGCCGCUCUCUCCCAGCCGCCUCCGCUCCUGAGGCCCACUCUCCCCACGGCCCCCACGCUGCACCGCCAACCCCCGCCCCUGCAGCAAGGGCGAUUCCUCCAGCCCAGACUCUCGCUCAACCAGCCGCCACCUCCACUCAUCCGGCCAGCCACCUCACGACCGCCGCCGCCGUCCCGCGGAGGCCAGCAGCACCCCCCUUCGCUCCUCGGCGGGACAGGGGAGCACCCUCCGCCCCCCGCCAGCACCCUCUGAGAAGGGGUUCCCGUCUGCUUCUCGGCCAUCUGUGAGUCUCGCUGCUGCGCAUCGGUUAUCAGCUGCGGUUGUUAUGCCCCCUCCUGUGUUGGUGGUGGGGAGGAGGAGGAAGAAGAGAACGGACACUCCCAGGGGUCUGACCCCAGGUUAUGUAGCACUGAACCCCAGUCCUUAUGUACACUGGGGGGAGGUUUUCUUUUCCUUUUUUCGGGGAUGGGGGAGGGAUGCUAUAGGGCUAGUAGUGUGGGGCGGUGAUGAAUUAUGUUUACACUUCAGCAGGAUUGAAUUGCAUCAGUGCCUGUGUGGAAAAGGGGGGGGGAGG